This is a messenger RNA of Penaeus chinensis, 747 nucleotides long. Its product is annotated as synaptotagmin-like protein 3. Gene Ontology annotation, molecular function: myosin binding; small GTPase binding; actin binding. NCBI's taxonomy places the organism in Eukaryota, Metazoa, Arthropoda, Malacostraca, Decapoda, Penaeidae. The coding region runs from base 355 to 723 and encodes 122 amino acids. The transcript is spliced from 3 exons. Gene Ontology annotation, biological process: intracellular protein transport. Gene Ontology annotation, cellular component: cortical actin cytoskeleton. The record is from RefSeq and is a predicted model, not a curated record.
CCCACACAUCGGCGGGAACUUCGGUGGGUGACAGUGUCGUGUUCCUCGAGUUUGACAGUGGACGUGGGAAAGGGGGAGAAAAAGAGAGAGAGAGUGAGAGAGAGAGAGAGAUGGAAGCCGUUUUAAAGUGGUAGUGGUGAUGAUGGUGUCCGUGAUAUAGUGCGGGAUAAGUGCUGCGAUUUAAGUAUUGUGAUAUGAUCCUCCGAGAUGCAAAGGUGUCUGUGAAUAUAACGGAGAGGCUAUAGACUGAAUCCAAUCCAAAGGGGAACUAAGCCUCAUUAUUAAUUGUCUUGCUACUGAAACUCGGCGCCGUGACCGUAGACUUAUUCAAAAAGGAACAAAGAAGACGUCAUUAUGUUGGCGCUAAAGAGGAUACUGGAGGGAGAGGACGCCAACAUGGACCUCUCGUCCCUGACGGAGACCGAGCGGGACGCCAUCUUGGCUGUGCUCGAGCGGGACCAGACGCUCCGAAAGCAAGACAGGCAGCGAGUCUACCGCCUGAAGACCGAGCUGUCAUGGCUGCGGCGUCGAGGGGCAGUCCGCGCCGACGAGGACGAGGGCGCCGCGUCGCGCACCUGCGGCCGGUGUCGCGCGGAGCUGGGCCUCAUCAUCAACCGGGGCGCGCCGUGCCGGGCCUGCCGACAGCGCGUGUGCAAGCAGUGCCGCGAGUACAGUGUCAACGGCAGGGACUGGGUCUGCACCGUCUGCCAGAAGCAAAUGUGAGUGCCGGAACAUGUUUGUUUGGUU